AUGUCUAGUUUAAUGAUUAGAGCGUGUAAACAAAUCGUCUAUUCGCAAAACGAACUCAGAAAGAAGAAGUCAAGCAACCAUGAAAACAUUUUUCUAUCAGAAGAGUCUUCCUCUGAAGAGAGGACCGAGCCGAAGGGGAAAGAGAAGAAAGCUGUGAGGAAAAACAAGCGAGGGCAUAACUCUCAUGGAAACGAGCCUUCAACUAGCGGGGACGCUAUAGUACGUGUUCGGUCCAGCGGAAAGAAAUCAAGAUCAGCCAAAGUCACCGCUCAAGAUCUUUUCGGCGUAGACUCCGAUGAUGGUGAAAUCAACGAUGUAACAUGUAAAAAUACAUCUCCUUUAGUAUCUUAUUUAACAAAACGGGUAACAAACGGCUUUUCACGACAAAUAAAGUUUGAUAAGCCUGGCAGUCAUUUUGUCGAAAUAAAAAUAUAUAAAUGCGAAGAAAUCGAGCGCGUAUCUCCGAUGAAUAGAUGGCGUUAUGCAAUAGUUGCUCUUAAAAAUAGAACAAAUGUUGAUACCGAGUCCUGGCGACAUUUAUCAGCAUAUUUAAGCGAAGUCCGAAAGGAGUUCAAGGAAUGUUCGCCAAAUUUCAUAAAUUCACAUUUAUUG
Messenger RNA from Brenthis ino (lesser marbled fritillary), 612 nucleotides. The record is from the annotation of a GenBank genome assembly. Lineage: Eukaryota; Metazoa; Arthropoda; Insecta; Lepidoptera; Nymphalidae.